AAAAAUUUAAAUAUUUCAGGAUUAAACAGAGAUGACAUAUGUAAUAACAUCAGAAAUAUUUACAGAAAAUAAAAAUUUGUAUAUAAAAUAUAAAAAUAAUAAUGCAAUAUCCAGUUUUAUUUUUAAAUAUCCAUCCUACAUGAUUAAACCAAAAUGUCUUAACAAUAUUAUAAGUCAUGAUAAUGAUAAUGAUAUAGUGUUAGAUAGACAACAAGAAGGAAAAUUAUUAAUAGAACAUCAUAUAUCUACAAACUUACAAUAUGUUGGAUUACAAGUAUGGCGAGGUGCAUUAUUAUUAGCUGAUUAUAUUUUAUCAAAUCCUAGUUUAUUCAAAGAUAAAAUAGUUUUAGAAUUAGGUGCUGGAGUUGGUUUAACUAGUAUAGUAACUAGUUUUUUAGCAGAAGAAGUAAUUUGCACAGAUAUUGAUGUCAAAGGAAUAUUGAAAUUAAUAUAUAGAAAUUUUAUACGAAACAAAAAUUAUAUUAAAGCUAAAAUUUAUAUUAAGGAAUUAGAUUUUUUAAAUUUAAAAUCAUUUACAUCUUAUAAGAAAAAAUUAGAUAAAGCAAAUGUUAUUUUAGCUGCAGAUGUAAUUUAUGAUAAAACUAUAACUGAAGGAUUUGUUCAAACAUUAAAUGAACUUUUAAAUUCAGAUAUAUCGAAAGUUAUUUAUAUUGCUUUAGAGAAAAGAUAUGUUUUUACUACAGCUGAUAUGAAAACUACUGCACCUAUGUAUGAAGAAUUUUUAGGAUUUAUUGAAGCAAAACAUUUUAAUUGGCAUAUUGAAUAUAUUAAAAUAGAUUUUCCACAAUAUUUUAAAUAUAAUAGAAUAAAACAGAUGGUUCUCAUGAAAAUAGAAAACAAGUUAAAUAAAUAA
Messenger RNA from Apis laboriosa (Himalayan honeybee), 874 nucleotides. Its product is annotated as methyltransferase-like protein 22. Gene Ontology annotation, molecular function: protein methyltransferase activity. The coding region runs from base 32 to 874 and encodes 280 amino acids. The transcript has 6 exons. Gene Ontology annotation, biological process: protein methylation. Gene Ontology annotation, cellular component: nucleus. Lineage: Eukaryota; Metazoa; Arthropoda; Insecta; Hymenoptera; Apidae. The record is from RefSeq and is a predicted model, not a curated record.